AAUUCCAUAGGCCACGUUUUUUUUUGUUCAGGGCCUUAGCACAGGCAGAUCUAUGCUCCUCACAACCCCCCUCUCUCAUUUACAUAGAGAUAGAAGCAUAGGAACGUGUGUCUUCUUCGAUUUUAGUUACACCUAUAGAAUUAUAACAAUCAUUGACCACCAUGAAAAAUAUUGAUCAGCAUUUACUGAACCGACUCCCUAGAAUACUUUUAUUGAUACGGAUAAAUCAUGCAUAUGCUACCACAUGUCAACAAUUGAGAAUUGGGUAUUAUUGGGUAUUAUUUUAUAUUGUAUUAUAAUUGCAAAUAGCGGGUUUAAUUUACGUACUAUGCGCGGGUCUAAUUAACGUACAAUAUGCAUAAUAGGCUGCAAGGAGGACACUAGCGUGAUAUAGUCAAACUCCUAUAUAUUGCAUGUUCAAUCCCAAAUCAUUAAAACACCGAUCUCCACGGAUACAAAACAAUAUACAUUUAUACCCCAGAAAUUUUGUACAAGCAUCGCUCUUCUACCGAAAAGACAGCGCGUUUCCCCGUGGAAUGAGCGUUCCAUGCAGCAUCCUAGGUAUGAAUGACGUGGCCUGGCAGGAGACACGAGGCGGGAUGCUGCACACAAACGGUGCUCCUGAAGCCGGGGGCGUCAGAGUUCACGGAGGGGGAUCCCUGGCUGCCAUGGGGGUUGCAGGUCAGGGUCCCGGAGGGCCACACCGUCUGCAGGGACCCAACCCCAUCCCAGGUACCCCACAGCCUCCACUAAGUGGGCGCUCUCAGGAUGAUGCCACAGUGGGCUACUUCUUCCAGAGGCAGCCUGGGGAGCAGCUGGGAGGUUGCACCUCCAGCAAGCACCGUUGGCCCACUGGAGACGGCAACCACGUUGACCAGGUUCGAACUGUGGAUGAGAUGAACUAUGGUUUUCAAGCCCUUGCUUUGGAGUCCAGGGGCAUGAGUGAGCUCCUGCCAGCAAAAAAACUGUGGGAUUCGGAUGACUUGUCCAAGGAUGGAAGGAAAGGGAUGCUCCUUGGAGAGGAAUGGCGGGAGAAUGCUUGGGGAUCUUCUCAUCACUCUGUGUCCCAACCAAUCAUGGUGCAGCGACGACCCGGACAGGGUUUCCAUGGGAACGGCGACGCCAACUCCGUGCUCUCCCCUCGCUCUGAGGGCGGUGGCCUGGGCGUGAGCAUGGUGGAGUACGUCCUGAGCUCCUCCCCCGGGGACAAGAUGGAUGGCCGCUACAGGAACGGUGGCUACGGUGGCGGGGACGCUGACCCGGACGGGAGGGAGAAAGGUAACGCCCAAGAUCAGACGUCCCCGUUUGAAGAGGACAAGAGCCCAGAAAUGAAAGUGGGAGAGGAGAGUGAUGCGGCUAAGGCCAAUGGGAGAGGCCUGCUCAAUGGCAUGGACAGAGACUGCAAAGACUUCAAUCCCACCCCAGGAAGUCGCCAGGCCUCCCCCACCGAGGCGGUGGAGAGGAUGGGCCCCGGCCAGGCCGGGCUGGAGAUGAUGGUCCAGCAGCACCAGCACCAGCAUCAGCAACACCACCUCCAGCACCAGACCAUGCAGCCCCAGAACAAGCCCCAGCAGCAGGAGGACUUCCAGAGCCAGGAGGCCCAGAACAUGGGCAACAUGGAGCAGCAGCAGGGUGUGGAGUCACUCCAGUUCGACUACGCCGGCAACCAGAUCCAGGUAGACUCCUCCGGCACCCCCGUCGGCCUGUUUGACUACAACUCCCAGCAGCAGUUGUUCCAGAGGUCCAACCAUCUGACUGUCCAGCAGCUCACUGCUGCCCAGCAGCAACAGUAUGCCCUGGCUGCUGCCCAGCAACAACACCUUGCCGGCCUUGCUCCCGCGUUCGUGCCAAACCCAUACAUCAUCAACACUGGACCCCCCGGAACCGACCCUUACACCGCUGCAGGACUGGCCGCAGCAGCUACACUUGCCGGGCCUACAGUGGUUCCUCCCCAGUACUAUGGUGUUCCUUGGGGCGUGUACCCUGCCAACCUCUUCCAGCAACAGGCUGCCAGUCACAACGCUAACCAGCAGGGAUCCAAUCAAGGACCGGGGCCAGGACAGCAACAGGUGAUGCGCCCCGGGAACAACCAGCGCCCUCUCACCCCUGGUCAGGGCCAGCAGAGCCAGCAGGAGUCUCUGGCAGCAGCUGCCGCCGCCAACCCUGCCCUCGCCUACGCUGGUAUGCCAGUUUGUCUGUCUCCUGCCCACCCAGGUUACCAGAUGCUGGCCCCCGCCGCUUACUACGACCAGAACGGAACCCUGGUGAUGGCCCCUGGGGCCCGCGGUGGUCUGGGAGGGCCCGUCCGCCUGGUCCAAACCCCGCUCCUCAUCAACCCACAGGCCGCAGCGCAGGCUGCGGCUGCGGCGUCAGCGUCCGGCUCGGGCAACAACAUGUCAGGCCCCCAGCCCAACGGCCUGUACCGCUCCAUGUCCCAACCCCAGCAGCAGCCCCAGCAGCAGCAGAACCAGGGCCUACCCUCCAGCUCCUUCUACGGCUCUGGGUCGGUGCCGGCCAGCUCCCAGAGCAGCUCCCUGUUCUCACACACCUCCCAGGCUCCACCGCCCACCUCGUCUCUAGGAUUCAGCGGUGCCGGCGGCUCCCUGGGUGUGGGCCUGGGCUCGGCGCUCGGAGGCUUCGGCUCCUCAGUGUCGAGCUCCACCAGCAGCAGUGUCUCUCGCCGGGACUCCCUGCUGGCCAACUCGGACCUGUACAAGCGUGGAGGUGGUAGCAGCCUCACCCCCAUUGGUCAGCCCUUCUACAACAGCCUGGGCUACUCCUCGCCCAGUCCCAUUGGCCUAACACCGGGCCACUCCCCCCUCACACCCCCACCCUCUCUGCCCUCCUCUCAUGGCUCCUCCUCCAGUCUUCACCUGGGCGGCCUGACGAACGGUAGCGGGCGUUACAUCUCGGCGGCGCCCGGCGCGGAGGCCAAGUACCGCAGUGCGGGGGGCACCUCCAGCCUGUUCAGCUCCAGCAGCCAGCUGUUCCCGCCAUCUCGGCCCCGCUACAGCCGCUCAGACGUCAUGCCCAGCGGGCGCAGCCGCCUGCUGGAGGACUUCCGCAACAACCGCUUCCCCAACCUGCAGCUGCGUGACCUGCCCGGCCACAUGGUGGAGUUCUCCCAGGAUCAGCACGGCUCCAGGUUCAUCCAACAGAAGCUGGAGAGGGCCACCCCAGCAGAGAGACAGAUGGUGUUUGGGGAGAUCCUGCAAGCAGCCUACCAGCUGAUGACAGACGUGUUUGGCAACUACGUCAUCCAGAAGUUCUUUGAGUUUGGCAGUGCGGAUCAGAAGCUGGCUCUGGCCACGCGUAUCCGCGGCCACGUGCUGCCCCUGGCCCUGCAGAUGUACGGCUGCCGGGUCAUCCAGAAGGCCCUGGAGUCUAUCUCCUCUGACCAGCAGGUAAUUAGUGACAUCGUACGAGAACUGGACGGCCACGUGCUGAAGUGUGUGAAGGAUCAGAACGGGAACCAUGUGGUGCAGAAGUGUAUCGAGUGUGUCCAGCCCCAGGCCCUGCAGUUCAUCAUCGACGCCUUCCAGGGCCAGGUGUUUGUGCUGUCCACCCACCCUUACGGCUGCAGGGUGAUUCAGAGGAUCCUGGAGCACUGCACCCAGGAGCAGACCCUGCCCAUCCUGGAGGAGCUGCACCAGCACUCUGAGCAGCUCGGCCAGAAAUAUCAAGGCGUUUCAUUGGAGAUGACACCCAAAACAUAUUAUACAGUUUCCAGCGACGCACUGUUUAAGGAUCAGUACGGCAACUACGUCAUCCAGCACGUCCUGGAGCACGGCAGACCCGAAGAUAAGAGCAAAAUUGUGGCAGAGGUCCGCGGAAAAGUGCUCCUCCUGAGCCAGCACAAAUUUGCAAGUAACGUGGUGGAGAAGUGCGUGAUCCACUCAUCCCGUGCCGAGCGGGCCCUGCUGAUUGACGAGGUGUGCUGCCAGAAGGACGGCCCCCACAGCGCCCUGUACACCAUGAUGAAGGACCAGUAUGCCAACUACGUGGUGCAGCGGAUGAUCGACAUGGCCGAGCCCGCCCAGCGCAAGAUCAUCAUGCACAAGAUCCGGCCCCACAUCGCCACCCUGCGCAAGUACACCUACGGCAAGCACAUCCUGGCCAAGCUAGAGAAAUACUACAUGAAGAGUAGCUCUGACCUGGGGCCCAUCGGAGGGCCCACCAACGGCCUCAUGUAGUCCUGCCUUCUGUGUCCACUGACUAAAGGCCAGAGUAGGAGCUGCCCCCCUAACCUUAUUUCUAGUUAUGUAAAGAGGUGCUCCUGAGCCAUCAGGGCUGACCUUUGACAUCCUCUGAAUUACCAAAAAGAUUUAAACGUCACCUGUGAAAUGCUGUGACAUCUGACCCAUGCAACUCUAAUGCUACCCUCAUCGCUUGUGGCCACCAUGGAGGGUAGCAGACAGUUUUGCAGGUAAUCUCUUGGGUAAAGCACAGCCCCCCCCCUCCCCCCUCACACACAAUUUGUUUAUGAUGUAACUGGCUGGUUUUUCUUAUAUAAUUCCUGUACAUUUAGUUUUUUUACCUUGUAAAUUCUCUGUAGAAAAAAAAAAAGAACCGCAUUUGCUGAUAAUGUACAAUUCUUACAAUUACACCAGCAAGUGACUUUAUAAGGCUGAACUUGAGUGAUCCUUUUAAACAAUUUUUCAUUUGUUUUUGUACCCAGACUUACUACUACUAUCAGCUGUUAUAAUUAAAAGCCAGGUGUUUAAAUAUAUAUAUAUAUCUUUCUACUACCACAAAAUGAUCCCAAUGCCAAAGCAGCUGAUGGAUCCAUUUCUACUUCUUGCACUGCAUAGUAUGGAUAGAUUAUGAAACCCAUCUGUCCCACUGACGAUUACUAUGUCUCUCGUGCCAAUGAGUUAGUCAUCCACUGGUCUCUACUUGAACACCUACAAUGCUUUGUGCUUCAUUUUUAGUGGAGUGUCUUCCACUUGCCGGCUUGUGAUCGCCGCGAUAAAAAAAAAAACUAUGCCUCUGUUUUUCUGCAGACUGGCCUACUCUUUCUCUCACACUGUUUGCUUGAUUUGACUAGUCGGCUCCGGGCGACAAAUGGCAUGGUUAUUGAACAGUGCACAUAUGUUGUUGCAUCUGUAAGCAGUGAUUCCACUAAAUCCCACCUAUACGGUCUUUUCUUUUCUCGCAGAUCAUUCAAUGGCUGCUUGGGCUUACAGCAGACACGGGUAGCGUGGACGUUUAUUCUCUUUCAGAAGCAGAGCACAAGGUUGGGUUGUAUAGUGGAAGUGUAACUUGGUUGUAAUCUUUACAGUAAAUGACCGUAGCGGGGCGUUGGGGGGUGGGGGGUAAGCAUAGGCAUGCUGUAACAGGUUUUUAAUAACUUGACUGAUUUCUUUAUCAUGUUUUGUGGAACAUCUAUCUGUCUUGUAGUUUUGAGAUGAACACUGCCCUAGAAGCGGUAUCUUUAUGUACUGAAUAUUCAUCUCUUGCGUAGAAAUAGUUUAGCAAAAAUGUAUAGCAUCUUUGUGUAUGAGUAAAUAUUAAAUGGUUGCUUUUUUGGCUUAGGGGGCUCGGGGUAAGAGUUUUUUUUUAUUUAAUUUUUUUUGUUGAAGUGGCUCAUCCCAAGUAUGUAAAGCGGAGGGUAGAAUUGGGAAUGAAAUGAGGAAAAAUAACAGGAUGGUUUUAUGCGAGACCGAGCGUCAUGAGGUUGUUUUAAUUUAGUUAUUCCUCAUUUUAAUUUUUCUUCUGGUCUGAAUAUUCAAGUGAAUUAGGUGGGGUGAGUAGUGGGGCCAUCUAAAAAGCUAUACAACUCCUCUGUGACGCUAGUAGUAAUGGCUUUUGCUUCAUAUGAAUAAUUGUAGAAUACAUGUAGUAUAUGUGCAGUUGAUAAGUGUGUAAGUUUAAUUGUGGUGUUUGACAGGCCUUGAUAAAUUGGUAGUGAUGCUUUUUUAUUUUGUCUGUACAGUUGUACAUUUGUAAACGUUGAUGCUGUAAAUGGAUGUCUUUUACACUUUUGGGGGAAAAAUUGCCUAAAUGUGCAUUUUGAUGUAUGUGUGUGUGUAUAUUCAUCACUCCUUUCCCCUCAAAUAUAAUGUAUACAGUUUUAUUUGAUCAAGCGUUAUUUUAAAACAAUCUUUUUAUGGCUUCUCGAUCUGACAUGGUUUUGUUUUAAAUCUGUUAUGAGAAAGGUCGGCCUCGUUUUGUAUGCGGAGCUUUAUAACGUCUCCUGUUUAUAUUGUCUUUCUGACGUGUGACAGUUUUAAAGGAACACCAAUGCUCUGUACUUAAAAUGAGGCUGCUUCUGGUCCCCUCUGCUGCCAUGGAAACUUCACAGGAUAUGACAGAAUUAUUUUUGUACAGAAGAGUGCUGUAUUUUGGAACAGCUACUACCUUGUAAGCAAAAGAAAUGUAAGAUAUUGUCAAUUAUAUAAAUAUGAACAUAUGAGUUUUGUCACACUGUCAAAGUCUUGUACAUUUUCAGGUGGCCUUAUGUACAUUUCCAGACAUUUAGAUGAAGAAAAAAAUACUCAUUUUUUGGAAGCAGAAUUGUGGCUGUAUGAUUAAACCGUUCUAACAUUUGAUCAUUUAUUUCUGUGCCUUUUUAAAUUUUUAUUUCAAUAUCUUCUUUUAGGAAGUUGGUGUUGCGCAAACUACAGUACUUUAAUUUGGAACAUAAAGUUGGAUUUAACUGACCUGCUUAUCACCUGUUUUGAGCAGUAGAUGGUGCUUCUUGCCAGUCUCCAGUUUAUACUCAAGACUAAUUUUCAAUAUCAAUUGUUUUAAAGUAGUUUCUAAACCGGUUGCUGAAUGUCUGUCUACAUUCUGCAGAGCACACAAUUUAAUUUGAGUCAAGAUUUUUCUUACUCUGAUCCUGUGUCCGACUCUGACAUUCUCACUAUUUGCUUCUGUAAACAAGAGGGCGGGGCCUUGAAUCCCGCCACAGGUAGGUUUAACGUACACCUGUACUACUAUGAGAAGGAAAAUACAUUUUAAGACCUACACUAGUAGUAAUAAAAUCACUGCAGACGACAAGAUACAAUGAGGACUUUAGUGAUUUCCACUUUACUGUUUGCUAUGGGCACAUCGUAUUCUAUUCCUCCAGAAGACCUGGAUGGAUCGGGACAUGAUCUGGAAAGUUCUGGCUCAGGUUCAGGGGAACGGGCAGAAGUGUCCAAAGGCUCAGUGAGGUUUACCACUAUCUCAACAUUUACAAUGACAAUGAGUGAAGAUGACUUAAUGUUCAAUGCCAUUGAUGAAGAGGAUAAAACCGUCCCAAUUAUAAUGACAGACAACACCAGAAAUAAAAUAUCAGAGGACUCAGACUUGACCUUUGACAAAAGGCCUAAGCUAGAUGACAACAACGGAUCAGCCAUUGGCAAUGUGGCAAAGAGCGGGGGUCUUCUAGCAAACAAAGAAGCUCUUGCAGCUAUUAUUGCAGGAGGAGUGGUGGGACUGUCCUUGGCUGCCUCCCUGUUAACACUCAUGGUCUAUAACAUGAAGAAGAAAGAUGAGGGAGGCUACACUGUCAACCAGAAAAACACAUCUAACGGAGGAUAUCAGAAACCGAAGACCAAGGAGGAGUUUAUUGCGGAACUUCCCCUCAAAGACAAAAUAAUGUCUCAACCCAGCAGAUUUGUUUGAAGAGUUCAUUUUUGAGAGAAAGAAGUUGGUUGGGUUUGCGCCAGGAGAAAAUUCACAGCAGAAAAUGCAAACUUGUGGUGUAUUCGAGGUUUAAAAAGACGGUAACACUUUACUUGACACCCAGCAUCAUAACAGAUAACAUGGUCAUAACCAUAUAAUACGUCAUAACAGCUGACAUAACUUGUCAUAUGGUCACAACACUGUCAUGACACAUAAUAAACAGCAAAAAAAGAAACGUC
This is a messenger RNA of Oncorhynchus kisutch (coho salmon), 7850 nucleotides long. Its product is annotated as pumilio homolog 2. The transcript is spliced from 27 exons. The record is from RefSeq and is a predicted model, not a curated record. Gene Ontology annotation, cellular component: cytoplasm; cytosol. Gene Ontology annotation, biological process: regulation of mRNA stability; miRNA processing. NCBI's taxonomy places the organism in Eukaryota, Metazoa, Chordata, Actinopteri, Salmoniformes, Salmonidae. Bases 414 to 4193 code for a protein of 1259 amino acids. Gene Ontology annotation, molecular function: mRNA 3'-UTR binding.